CAGGCAUUCUUUCUUACUGGUAACUAUGGAUCUAGCUGGCAUUGUUCUGCAAGAAAUACAUGGCGAUAACCGAUUACCACGUCUUCACAUUUUGGAGCCAUCUCCUUUUCAGUCUCACCGCAUGUUUUUCUACCAAAUGUUCAUCUCACAAUAUCAAACUUUCGUUCGUCGUCCCUUUUUCUACCCUUUACAUGAUUAGGGAUGCCCAUCGUUCCGUAUACGGUUACGGCUGUACCUUAUACGGCCGUAUAUCAUAUGAGAAAAGGGCAACGAUACGGUACGGGUUUGACCGUAUCCCGUAUACGGGCAUCAUAUGAGAGGGUGCUGACCUGGAGCAAGCAUCCAUAUAAAUUUCACCUAUCCAUACAAUACCCGUACAAAUACGGCGUAAAAAUCGAUUUCCAAACCGCUGGCGGUACGGGUAUGGGCCCGUAUAUACAGUACCCGUAUCCGCCGUAUGUACGGGUACGAUGGGCAUCUCUAUACUUUAUUGCCAGCCGUUCGAUUCGACCCUGUGUCCACCAACUUCUGAUUCUAGCCAUUGUUUGUGAUAUAACGUCUUGGCCUCCAUUUCGUUACUAUUUCUCAAGUUUACCUCUUUCGUCGCGGGUUCAUCAUUAUUUUCUCACUCGGAAGCUUUUUCCCGUCAACAUAUGCAGUGCGAACACUUCGUACCGGACUAGCCGUGGUACUCCUGUACCUGGUGGAUUUUCAAGGAAGUAUAUAUACAUUGAGCCAGAGGACCACGGUGGAUGUGGGACCAUGUGCUACUGACACAUAAACAUUCACUCUUCCCUGGCCUUCCGAGCCACCUUCAUCCUAAG
Molecule: messenger RNA, 824 nt
Organism: Guyanagaster necrorhizus
Lineage: Eukaryota; Fungi; Basidiomycota; Agaricomycetes; Agaricales; Physalacriaceae
Exons: 7
Coding region: 202-774 (190 amino acids)
Source: RefSeq, a predicted model, not a curated record